Branchiostoma belcheri (Belcher's lancelet) is the source of this 3816-nucleotide messenger RNA. RefSeq names its product tumor necrosis factor alpha-induced protein 3-like. The transcript is spliced from 8 exons. NCBI's taxonomy places the organism in Eukaryota, Metazoa, Chordata, Leptocardii, Amphioxiformes, Branchiostomatidae. Gene Ontology annotation, cellular component: nucleus; cytoplasm. Gene Ontology annotation, biological process: protein deubiquitination involved in ubiquitin-dependent protein catabolic process; cell migration; protein K29-linked deubiquitination. Gene Ontology annotation, molecular function: cysteine-type deubiquitinase activity; zinc ion binding; DNA binding. The record is from RefSeq and is a predicted model, not a curated record. Bases 185 to 3721 code for a protein of 1178 amino acids.
GAGGAGCGACAGCAGCAGCUAACGCAGGGAUUCCAGACAGACUUUUCAAAAGACAUGGAAGGUGGAAAAGCGAGAAUGCUAAAGAUGGGCUUCUUUACUUCAAGACCACAGUGCACCCCUGUGCUUCAAGACAAAGUCCCUUAUCCAGUUCACACGAUCACCCAUGAACAUUAAAUAGAGAGACAUGGAAACUGUGAACAAGAUGCCGAGAAGCCCGUCGUUUGUCGACAGUGAGAAAACUCGGCAGCUGUGGGACCUCAUCGUGGACAGCAUACAGAGCGGUGACGAUGUGACAGGAGCUGAGGUGUGCUACCUGGGUGCCAUGACAGGCCACAGCCUGGUGUUACCCUGUGUCAGCCUGUUUCCUCUGGACUUUCAAGAAAUCUUGAACAAGCAGCUGAUCGAUCGUUUCAUGCAGAAAACCUUGGAAGAAGCAAAAGUGCUGAACUGGUGCAGAGUUUCGAGACCAUUGACACCUGUACAGAACACAGGAGAUGGGAACUGCCUGCUCCAUGCAGUGUCCCAGUACAUGUGGGGGAUCCACGACCGAGCUCUGGUCCUCCGUAUGCUGUUAAACCGCACCAUGGUGGCUGACAUGACCGAAGACAUGAAGAGACGCUGGAAUCGCAGCUGUAAAGCUCACAACCAGCAUGUGGACCUGGAGUACGUUUCAUUGGAAUGGAGACAGGAGUGGAACAUUGUAGUUUCGAUGACAGAUCCCACACCAAACCCUCCCGAGGCUAAUGACCUCCCCUACAAGUCUCUUGAAGAGUUCCACAUCUUUGUCCUGGCCAAUCUUCUUCGUCGACCGAUCAUCAUCCUUGCAGAAGACGUCCUGCACAAUUUUGAGGGUCACAUCUUCGCACCGAUCCACUUCAGUGGAAUCUAUCUCCCUCUGCGUUGGAAGCCUGAAGAAUGUGUGAGAUCUCCCAUAGUGCUUGGGUACCUGCAGCAGCACUUCACACCCUUACUGAGCCAAGAGGAGGCACCAGCACCCAUAGGUCUGGCUACAGGCGAGUUUGCAGUCCCUCUGGUCAAACAUGACCUCACCAUGCUAACAGUACAAUUUCUACUCGAGCAUGAAGAAAACCAGGCUAAAGAGCUUCUACAGAAGUACCUGGAUCUGAUGGAGUUGCCGUAUACAAGAAAGGAGUCCAUCUCCAUGGUCCUGGCAGCCAAGCUGAACCUAAAUCCUCCUCCUGAGGAGCAAGAUUUCAUCAAAGACUUUUUCCAGGCAGUGGAGAAAUUUUACAAGAAGCCAGAAGAGAUUCAGGAAGCUGAAGAACCAGAAAAAGUGGCUCCAAACAAGAUACCACCACCAGCUGUGAAGAAAGAGAAAACUGAAGGGAAGAAAUUGAGCUCUGCUGGCUGUGACAUGUACCGGACACUUGAGCAAAACGGACUUUGCACAAAAUGUUUCAGAGAAAGUACAGUUUCCAAGAAGCCACCAGGACCAGCUGAAGCUCCGGCAUUGCCGGCUGAUGUUGUUCCAAAUUCCUCCAUGCUGAUGAGGGAGUGCAGGACCCCUGGGUGCCAGUACUUCUGCUCUAUUGCCACUGGAGAAUAUUGUCAUGAAUGUUAUGAGAAAAAUACUGGUGAUCAGCGGAGGAGGGAGGUGGAAGCAGGAAGAGCCACUCAGACUGAAAAAGAAGUUCAGCCACCAGCUGGCAACCCGAACAAAUGCAUCACUGAACGCUGCAACAAUGACAGCAACCCUGAUUAUGAGAAUCUCUGUGAUGUCUGCUUCAUCAACGUUGUGACAAAGUCAGGCCAGCCUCCAUCUGUGCAUCCACUCAAGCAAACUGAGCGAUCCUCCAGGCUGGGUAUCAUCCCUACCACCCCAGAGCCACUCCACAGUGUGGAGAACAGAACCAACAGUCAGAGUCUGGGCCUCAUCAGCGACUUCACUCGUCCAACCAAGUGCAUCAUCCCAGAAUGCCCCAGGACAGGCUACCCCAAAACCAAUGACAUGUGUAAGAACUGCUACAUUGACCAACAGGGCAGAGUUGCUGGUGCCGUUGCUGCAGCUGUCACAACUGUGGCUACAGUUUUGACUCACCUGAGUUCGACAUUUACAUCUGCCAAGACAUCAACACCUGGAGGGUCCCCCACCUGCAUGACUGUAGGAUGUGAGAUGUUUGGUGCUCCAGGCCAGGAUGGGUACUGUUCUCAGUGCUACCUGAUAGAGUUGGGAAAGAAAUCCCGACCCAAACCAGCAGUUGAAAUUGCAGCAACCCAGCAAACUGUGGCCACAGCACCCCAACGGCCUGCUGAAGAGGUUCACCCAAUUGUAACAGUCAAUGACGUGACCAAAGCAAAGUACUAUAAGAAGUGCAAGACACCAGACUGCCAGAAGAUCGGCCACGAGACAACCAAUGGUCUUUGUCAUGGAUGUUACCCCAAGGACAGUAACACAGGAAGAAUUCCUGACAAAGGCACAGCAGCAGCCAACCUGAUAAGUUCUGGACCAGAAGAACUUGUGCCCACAGGUGCAGAAGGAAGCACCAACCCCCAGAUUUCCACUCAAAGUGAGACAAGGCCUCUCGGGUUUGAAAUGUCCUCUUCUUCAACCCUCCCUCUUGGCCCCAUUGAUCCACAGACUGGGGACAACAAUUCUACAGAGUGUCUGAUUGAGGGAUGUACAAAUAUGAAGCUUGAGAACACUGGUGGCAGAUGUUACUGGUGUCUGAAAAAGGGAAAGAUCCCACAAACACCAAAACCAGUAACAAAAUCACCUACAGCUCCAAGCAGCAGUUCAGAUCCACCUGCUGCAGCUCCUACCAACAUUGUAGCUGCAGCAGCUGCAGUAGAUCCGCAGCCUCCGCAGCCCAUUCCAUCGCUGGUUGACAGGAAGCAGUGUCCAGCACCUCACUGUGAUGCCUACGGAGAUGCCAUGUACAACGGGCUCUGCUCCAAGUGUUUCCACACCCUAAAAGAGUACCACAGCAAGAAGCCUGCUGCCUCACCGAGUGCUCUGCCCAAUGGUCCUCACCACUCAUCGGAUGAACUGCCAGCUGGCAACACCAUCAUCACAGCAGGCCACGAAGCAUCAGUGGUCGUGACACCUGGAAACGUUACCGUGACAACAGAAGAAGGAGGGACUGUGUCAGUUGCCAGGACGACAAUCCAAGUACCAGACGAGCCCCAGCUCCCGUGUGUGAACGCAGCCCUGGGAUGUGAGAUGUUCGGCACCAAGGAACAGAUGGGCUUCUGCUUCCAGUGCUUCGGUAAACACAUCAAUCAGCAGGCUCCUGUCAAUCACCCACCCCAGCCAGCCAAUCAGCACCAAGAAGAGACACCACUGAGGGUCCUGGCUGAAGUUGCUGGUUCUUCACACUACGCUGCCAGGUUGCCACGACAGCGGUGUAUUGCCCCCGGGUGUGACAUGCACGGUGAACCGGACAAUCUCAACAUGUGCUCCAAGUACCUGCGCCAUCUGGCGGAGGUCCACCGCGCCAAGGACAUCGAGGCCCACCGGGCACAGAACCUUCACACCAAUGUGGAGCCGCCUGCGGCUUAUCCACCAAGGUUCGGGACUGGAAGCUGCUGGAACAGGACACCCGGGAGACGCAACGCCACGCCUUCACGGUGGGGACACAGGCCAAUCACCGCACGCAAUUCAGAGCCUACCUCGCCUUCUGCCAUUACUUCAACCAACCAGCCUUUCCGGCCUCCGCGCACCUCCUCGCAUGUUACGCACAAUUCCUCAGUCGGUCACUGAAAUCACCUGACAGCAUCUCUCACUACCUCUCCGCCGUUAAACUACUCCAUCAACUCAACGGGUUCCACACCCUGGACUUACAAGCCUUCGAACUC